AUGGGAAUCUGUUGGUCAAAACCUAAAAUCAAAGAGUAAAAAAUGAGCAAAGAACAACAAUGUAUAAAUUUUUAUUAAUUUAAUAAGCACUGGUUACAAAUAAAUUUGAAGUAGGUUCAAAUAUCUUUGUUAACUUAAAAUCAGGAGAUAUAACAGAUAAUUAUAUUUUUAAUAAAAUCUUAAGGGAAGGUAAGAUAAUAUUUUAAAAUUUAAGGAUCGUGUGGUCAAGUAAGGUUAGUUUUACAUAAGAAAUUGGGAUAAUAAAGAGCUAUGAAACAAAUAUCAAAAAAAAAAAUACAAAAAGAAUAAGAAGACGCAAUGUUUAGCGAAGUUUCUUUACUUAAAAAUAUGGAUCAUCCAAAUAUUGUCAAAUUAUAUGAGCUAUAUUAAGACAGUCAAAAUUACUACUUAGUAACAGAAUAUCUAAAUGGAGGAGAACUAUUAGAUAAAUUGAAUGUUGAGAAAACAUUCAAUGAAAAAAUUGCAGCAGAAUAUAUGAAAUAAGUUUUAUAAGCAUUAGCAUAUUGUCAUGCAUAAAAUAUUAUUCAUCGGUAUUUAUUAAUCUAAUCUAUUUAGUGAUAUGAAACCAGCUAAUAUAAUGUUUGCUUCUACAGAUUCAUAAUCCCAGAUAAAAGUAAUAGAUUUUGGAACUGCUAAAAAGUUUGUUAGUGGUUAAACUUAGUCACAAACUAUAGGAACUGUAAUUUAAUAUACUUAAUUUAGCCCUUAUAUAUAGCUCCAGAGGUUAUAGAUAAGAAUUAUACAGAAAAAUGUGAUAUUUGGUCUUGUGGUGUAAUUUUAUAUUNUUAUUAUAGUUCAGGAUCUUUAUAGAUAUUAGUUCCAAGCUUUGCAAAAUUUCUUUUAGUGGAUUUAAGAUAUGA
Messenger RNA from Paramecium sonneborni, 881 nucleotides. The record is from the annotation of a GenBank genome assembly. NCBI's taxonomy places the organism in Eukaryota, Ciliophora, Oligohymenophorea, Peniculida, Parameciidae.